AUGAUAACGAAAGAGAAGCUGAUGAUGAUUGUUUGCAGUUUAGGAUUGAACCUGACUUUUAUUUUUGGAAUGGUUGAGGUGACCCAUAGGAAUUCCCUGGGGCCACAAUGGAGGAAAUGGACCUGGGUAUCAGACCGUGAUCUCAUGAUGAAUGGAGCAUUCUUUGUUCAAUCAGGAGACUUAGCUGGGGCUAGGACAUACGCCGGCCUCGAGUUGAUUAGAGCAGCUCCAGGGUCAGCCGUUUCUUCCCUCACAAGCAUGGGUUCUGUCCAACUAUGCACUCAAAUUUGGGCAAGUGGCAGCCUUACCAUUCACACCCAUACCACUUGAUCUGAAGUGGGGUUUUGCAGAAGUGCAAAAUGUCGACUUUUCUCUCUCGUUGUCUACCCAUUUUUAGCCCCCAAAAACUUGCAGCUGAUCAACAACAUGGAAGAAGAAACGAUGGAGGAAAUCACCUUCCUCAUCGAUAAACUUCGUGGUUCUUUGUGGCCGCUGCUGUUGAAGAGAGGGCCGCUUGGGAAAUUAGGGCCGCUGUCACCGAAGAGAGUGACCGAAAUCAGUAUUGGUUGGUGGGCUUCAUCGAUUUUAUAGUAUUUUUUGAGGUUUUUCUUACCAAACUAAUUGUUUUGACCGAAAUUCGUAACCUUUA
Messenger RNA from Ilex paraguariensis (yerba mate), 649 nucleotides. NCBI's taxonomy places the organism in Eukaryota, Viridiplantae, Streptophyta, Magnoliopsida, Aquifoliales, Aquifoliaceae. The record is from the annotation of a GenBank genome assembly.